Messenger RNA from Apis cerana (Asiatic honeybee), 694 nucleotides. RefSeq names its product ribosomal protein L14 (gene RpL14). Lineage: Eukaryota; Metazoa; Arthropoda; Insecta; Hymenoptera; Apidae. Gene Ontology annotation, molecular function: RNA binding; structural constituent of ribosome. Gene Ontology annotation, cellular component: ribosome; cytosolic large ribosomal subunit. Gene Ontology annotation, biological process: translation; ribosomal large subunit biogenesis. The record is from RefSeq and is a predicted model, not a curated record.
GCUUCCGGUAAACCAUGGUAAGUGUAGCGUAGUUUUAAAUUUAUUGAUAUUAUUCAUAAAAUUUAUAGUAUUAUGAAUUUAUCAUUUAAAAAAAAUUGUUUUUAUAUGUUUUAUAAUUUAAUUUAUAUUUAUUUAUUCUUAAAAAUGCAUAAGAAAUAUAAAAAUUAUUCAAUAUAACCUUGCAUUUUUCAUAGUUUUCAACCACAUGCCAUUUCAAAGGUUUGUAGAAUCUGGUCGUAUUGCUUAUGUGAGCGAUGGGCCGCAUAAAGGUAAACUUGUUGCCAUUGUAGACAUCAUUGAUCAAAAUCGGGUUUUAGUUGAUGGGCCUUCUUCAAAUGUUCCACGUUGUGAAAUGAGAUUAAAUGAUCUUCAUUUAACUAAAUUCCGUAUACGUUUCCCAUAUACUGGAUCCACCCGUGUUGUACGUAAAGCAUGGGAAGCUGCAAACAUUAAUGACCUUUGGAAACAAACUAUGUGGGCAAGAAAGGUUGAAGCCAAGAAAAAACGGCUGGAACUUAGUGAUUUUGAUCGUUUUAAAUUAAGAAAAGCAAGACAAAUUAGAAACAAAUUGAGGACAGAUGCAUUUUACAGAUUAAAAAAGAAAGCUAAGAAAACAAAGGCUACAGGUACCAGUAAAAAAGUUGAAAAGAAGUGAUUUUUUAUUCUAUGAAAUAAAUACAAAAUUAUCUUACAA